UAAAAUGCCCCUGGGUGUGAUUGUGAAUGCGGCUACUUGUUUUGAUGUGCCUGUGAUUGGCUGGCAACCAGUUCAGGGUGUACCCUACUUCAUGUCCGUUGACAGCUGGGUUAGUCUCCAGCACUCCCGCGACCCUCGUGAGGAUAAGGGGCUCAGAAAACGGAUGGAUCCAUGGAUGGAGGCCACUGUGUUCUUAGGAAUCUUAAGUACAGCAGAUUUAAAAAAAAUUGUAACCUAAGCUCGAUGACUUUAAUGAUAAUGAUGAUUUUAGCAAAUAGCUGCUUCUUCUUUUCCUUUCAGCUUGUCCCGUUAGGGGUCGCCACAGCGUGUCAUCUUUUUCAAUCUUAGCCUAUCUCCUGCAUCUUCCUCUCUAACUCCAACUGCCCUCAGGUCUUCCCUCACCACAUCCAUAAACCUUCUCUUUGGUCUUCCUCUCGCUCUUUUGCCUGGCAGCUCCAUCCUCAGCACCCUUCCACCAAUAUACUCACUCUCUCUCGUCUCUGAACAUGUCCAAACCAUCGAAGUCUGCUCUCUCGAACCUUGUCAGCAAAACAGAACUUUGGCUGUCCCUCUAUUGAGCUCAUUUCUAAUCCUAUCCAACCUGCUCACUCCGAGCGAGAACCUCAACAUCUUCAUUGCUGCUACUUCCAGUUCUGCUUCCAUCAUACAUGUCGUGUACUAUCUUAACAUACUUCUCUGCCACACCAGACUUAUGCAUGCAGUACCACAGUUCCUCUCUUGGUAUUUUGUCAUAGGCUUUCUCUAGAUCCACAAAGUGUCAUGAUCCUGCUGGUCCAGCCCCGGGUGUGGGUGCCUACGCGGCCGUGCUAAUUGGAAGGCACACACCUGCGCCUCCCCGUUAGAUCGCUGAGGUUCAUGUCCCGUUCCAGCACUCCAGUAUCCCUGAUCGUCAACCCGUGUGUACCGACUUUCGCCUGUUCUCCGACCGACCCCGACCCAGCAGGAAAGACCCGGCGUCGCCGGGACCGACGCAAGGUAGACCGACUGCCGGAGGACCAAGCCUGUCCGAUCCAGGUAGGCUCCACGACGUCCUCCGCUUCUGUGUCAUACGCUCCACCAGCAAGCUAUGAAUACGUCCCGACCACUACCCGUCCAGCACCGCAUAUUCUUCUGGACUCUGACUUUUUGGACUAUGAGGAGGACCUUGAUUUGUAUGACCGGCUGCCUGAGUAUGACUCCGAUUAUUUCGAUUAUGAAUCUCUUCACCUGAUCUUUCAUCCCAGUCAGUUCGGUUCACCUCCCCGCGUUUCCAGCACCCGAGCGUCUUCACCCGGUAGGUCCGAGUACACCACCCAUUUGUGGGAACCCGCUUGGCCAUCUACCCGGGCCCUCCGCGUGACAGCCAGAGGAGACGCCUCGGCCGGGCGCGCCCUUGUGUCUGUGCCAGUUUCGACUGACUCUCUGCCUACUCUCGUUCACGUCGCCGUGGAAACGGAUUCACCACCGCACGACCCCCACAUUUCAACGAAUGAGGAGGUGGAGGAGGUGGGGAGAUCGCCGCCACCGCCUUCUCACGUUCACGUCCAGGAGGAGGUGGUAAGGACGCCGCCGCCGGCUUCUCAUGUUUCCGUCCAGGAGGAGGCGUACCAGCGGCGACCAGUCCGCGGCCGUUCCAUGCCCCUGUCUCAACGGGGACAGGACCUGGGCAGUUCUGAUGAGCCACCUCGGAGCUGGAGACACUUCGGGAUGGCUGUGAGGGUGGCGAUCAUGGCUCUGGUCCUUCUCUCCGUCAUCCUCUUCACUCCUGAUGGUUCCCAGCCGCUUCAUGACCUGGCCUCGCUGGUGACCAAUCUACGGCUGCCUCCUGACCAAUCCCUGGUCAUCUUGCAACAACGGCAUGGGAUCCCCCAUAGGGAUCCUGGACACUAA
Syngnathoides biaculeatus (alligator pipefish) is the source of this 1890-nucleotide messenger RNA. RefSeq lists its product as uncharacterized. NCBI's taxonomy places the organism in Eukaryota, Metazoa, Chordata, Actinopteri, Syngnathiformes, Syngnathidae. The transcript has 5 exons. Bases 877 to 1890 code for a protein of 337 amino acids. The record is from RefSeq and is a predicted model, not a curated record.